UUAACUCCACAAUGGCGGCAGACGAUCACUUGAUAGUGGCAGCUAUCGAUUUUGGAACCACAUUUUCUGGUUAUGCCUUCUCGUUCUUGCAUGAAUACCAGAAGGAUCCUACGAAGUGUUCCACCUUUACCUGGACAGCGGGAAGCGGGGGCCUCCAAUCACUGAAAACUUCCAGCUGUGUCCUGUUUGACAAGCAUGGAAAUUUCCAUUCUUGUGGAUUCGAGGCUGAGGACAAAUAUUCCGAACUUGCUCUGGACGAUAAGCAUCAUGACUGGCUGUUCUUUAAGCGAUUCAAGAUGAAUCUUUACAAACAAAUUGGAAUCAGGAGAGAUUUUAAGCUGGAAGCUGAUAAUGGUAAACAAAUGGAUGCCAUGAAAGUUUUUUCCAAAGUUAUUGAACAUUUAAAAGAUCACCUUGUAGAGAAAUGUAAGAGUCAGCAAACCUCGCUGGAUGAAGACGACAUUCUCUUUGUGAUAACUGUUCCCGCCAUUUGGACUGACCCUGCCAAGCAGUUUAUGAGGGAAGCAGCCGAGAUGGCUGGAAUCGAUGAAAAUAAUUUGAUGAUAGCACUGGAGCCAGAGGCUGCUUCCCUCUUUUGUAAACAUGUGCCCAUAGAAAAAAUGACAGGAUCUUCUGGAAAAGGAUUCAACGCUUUCUCGCCAGGUUCGGCAUACAUUGUACUUGAUGCUGGAGGCGGAACUAUUGAUAUAACAGUACAUCAGGUGCAGCAAAAUGGCACCCUAAAAGAAAUUCACAAGGCAAAUGGGGGAGACUGGGGUGGAACAAAAGUUGAUGAAGCAUUCACAGCACUACUAGAGGACAUUGUUGGAAAGAAAGUUAUGGAAAAAUUUUGUAGGGAUAACAAAUACGACAUGCUGGAACUUUAUAGAAAUUUUGAAGUAAAAAAACGCACGAUUACCCCAGACUCGGACGAAAAAAUAACAUUUAAGGUGCCAAUUAGUUUGAAUGAAACUUUUAAGGCUGCAAACAAGUGUGAAAUCAAGGAUAUUUUGAAGAUAAAUCAAAAAUACAAAGAUCAAAUAAAUUGGAUUGGAGACAAACUCAGAAUGAGUGCAAACAUCGCUAAAGGUCUUUUCAGCAAUUCGGUGGAUCAAAUCGUUGAGCAUCUAAAAAAUCUUACACAGAUUCCGGCAGUCCAAAAAGCAAAGUAUAUUCUAAUGGUAGGCGGUUACUCGGAAUCGCCAAUGCUUCGUGAUGCAGUAAUUGCAACUUUCAAAAAUAAAAAAGUCAUCGUUCCAAACGAGGCUGGAUUAUCGGUUUUAAAGGGUGCUGUAAUAUUUGGCCACAAACCGUCCACCAUUCAAUACAGAAUAAGCAAAUACACUUAUGGUAUUGAAACAACGGUUGAAUUUGACGAGGACGAGCAUGAUUGGUCCAGACGAAUUGAAACUAGUACUGGAGAUGUGUUGUGUAGGGGAGUAUUUGAUAAACACGUCGAAAUCAACCAACAAAUUGAAGCUGGAAUCCCGCAAGUAGAAAGAACAUAUCAUGUCACGGAACCAGACCAAACAAUAAUGACAUUCCAAGUUUAUAUUUCAAAAGACCCAGAUCCAAUGUUUGUCGAUAAGGAACUUGACGAUGACAGCAGCGAUGACUCGGAUGACGAGGAUUGGUUUGACGAGGAUGACGAAUGCAUUUACCUCGGUGAACUAGAAGUCAACGUCCCAGGCCAUGGCUUAGAGCGAUCAGCAACAGUUGCAAUGACAUUUAGCGGCACAGAACUCAAGGUCGAAGCCAAAAAUGAAGACGGGGAAUACACUGAAGCGUCGUUUGAUUUGUUGGAAUAAAGAUUUUGAAGUCAAC
Messenger RNA from Saccostrea cuccullata (small rock oyster), 1824 nucleotides. Its product is annotated as heat shock 70 kDa protein 12A-like. The coding region runs from base 12 to 1808 and encodes 598 amino acids. The transcript has 4 exons. The record is from RefSeq and is a predicted model, not a curated record. NCBI's taxonomy places the organism in Eukaryota, Metazoa, Mollusca, Bivalvia, Ostreida, Ostreidae. Gene Ontology annotation, molecular function: ATP binding; ATP-dependent protein folding chaperone.